UGAAGUUUGAAUAGGCGAGCAAGCAACGCGGGUUCUGCGCGUUUAAACUUCAUUUCCCACAGGGCGCUGGGAAGGAAGUCAAGUCCCUCCCCCGCCAAUGCGAACGUUUUUUUGCCAAGCUACGCGACUAAUUUUCGCUACAAGACACAGUCACGGCGAUAUAUCCGUUCGCGAGAUACAAGGACGGUUUUCCCGUCGACAAUGUUACGCACUUUAGCGCGUGCUGCCACUUUCAGCCAGUCGGGGUAAAGGACGACACUUAACAGAUGGUUGCGUAUGCUAACUAGCUUUUGCAUCCUUAGCAUCAUGUUGAAUGACUUGCUCCAAGGAACAGACGCCGGAGGCUUUUUUAUCAUACAAGAUUCAUGUCGUUAUUCGGCCAGACGUCUCCUAUGGAGCUUCAUCAAAGCCGCGUUGAACAGGGAGGAGGUCGUCCACGUCCUCAGCUUCGAGGUCAGUGAGGACGAGCUCAAGAAUGGCUUGAAAGGAUCGCCUAUUGAAAGGCUCCGCUUCCACGACGCUUACAGCGAUCCGCUGGGUUGGUCGGGCCGCGGCGCUUUCACCGUGGACCGAUUCUGCGCGGAAAGCGUCACGGCGCUCGUCGAGCCGUCCUCCCCGGGUCGCCGGGCCGUUUUGGUCAUCGACUCGCUCUCGUGGAUUCUCAGACACAGCGGUCCCGCCGCCGUCUGCCGGGCUGUCCGGCAGCUUCGAAACGACGGGUCCGUCGUCAUCGUCGGGCUCCUCCACCGCGACCUGCAUCCGCGGGGUACGGUGGGCAGCCUGUGCCGCUCGGCCGCGUCGGUCGUCGCCGUGGACGCGGGUCCGAGAGGGGCCGAGGCCAAAGUAACCAAGCGUUUAAAGUCGGGAAAGGUCUUGCAAGACGAGGAGGUGUUCUCCGUCGACGACGACUUGACGGUGGUCGGACGGAGCGAGCCGAGCCGGGUCCGACCGCGAGAACCGGAGAUGGACCCGACAGCCCAUCUGACCUUUAACCUCCGCUUGUCCGACUUGGAACGCGAGGCUAAGGAGAAGCUGGCGCUGCCCUUUGUUUUCACUAAAGAGAAGUAUGAAAAAUGGCCACUUUUGGCAUUUGGAUGCCAAUUUUUGCGCUGGUUUUUGUCUGCAAGGAAAGCGGCUCUUCUGCACACCGGCUCGGGGAGAAUCGUGUACGAGCCCGACGCUAACGACGACUACGACCAGGAGGACCCGGAUGACGAUCUUGACGUGUGAUGACAAAAUGACUGUAUGAAAUGAAACGCUCAAUUAAAUGGCUGUUUUAUACCCCAA
Molecule: messenger RNA, 1287 nt
Organism: Corythoichthys intestinalis (scribbled pipefish)
Lineage: Eukaryota; Metazoa; Chordata; Actinopteri; Syngnathiformes; Syngnathidae
Gene: elp5
Product: elongator acetyltransferase complex subunit 5
Exons: 7
Coding region: 277-1230 (317 amino acids)
Biological process (GO): tRNA wobble uridine modification
Cellular component (GO): elongator holoenzyme complex; cytosol; nucleus
Molecular function (GO): tRNA binding
Source: RefSeq, a predicted model, not a curated record